This is a messenger RNA of Cyclocybe aegerita, 1017 nucleotides long. The record is from the annotation of a GenBank genome assembly. NCBI's taxonomy places the organism in Eukaryota, Fungi, Basidiomycota, Agaricomycetes, Agaricales, Hemipholiotaceae.
AUGUUUGACAAAUUCGCUACAUUUUUGCCUCUCGCUUGCGCUUUCUCUGUCGUACUUUCGGUUCCACUUCCCCAGAAUACUGGAAACAGCAACGAAAACCUCCAGCCUUUCGCUGGUGCCCUGGGCGGUCAAGGUCCACCUGCAGUCAGACGCGCUGACAGCGGCUUCACAGUGGAGGGAAAGGGAAGUUUCGACGACCUCGCUUCGGCUCUCGCCGCCUCGUGCGACAUCCUGAAGACUCAAUGCACGAAUGCAGCCAUCUCGGCCGCUGGUCGUGCCUCUGGCCUCACUCUCGCACAAUGCGUGCAACAGGACGACGAAUGCCGCGCCGCCAUUGCGGCUGCAUCGAAUACGCCUACGACUCCUCCGAUUACUAACACUCCUGCGACGAACACCCCUGCUCAAAGCGGCAAUCGCCCCAACGCCCGAAACUACAGUAACGCGCGCCGCGCAGCUGGCGGUAAUGUCCAAACGUUCAACGGCGCUCUUGGUGGCCAAGCUCCUCCCGCGGUCACCCCCGGCGGUCGCGGAUUCCAAGUUGCAGGAGGUGACUCGUUCCCAGAUCUCGCCUCCGCCCUCCGUCGCUCCUGCGACGUUCAGAGAGAGAACUGCUUGAACGCUGGCAUCCCCACCGCCCAGUGCGACCCACAGUUGACCCAGUGCCGUGCUGUUAUCGCCUCAACCCCAGGAGCCUCAACCACGACCCGUCCUCAGAACCAGGCCACUCGUCCCCGUUCCCCGCUCGGUAGACGCCAGGCUCAAGGACAAGGACCUCGUCCCAACGGAAACGGUUCUCAGAACCAACAGAACCAACAGAACCAGCAGAACCAGCAGAACCAGCAGAACCAGCAGAACCAGCAGAAGCCCAACAACGGCAAUGGUGUUCCUCAACCUCCCCUCCCUACGACCACCACUCUUCCUCCCCCUCCUCCGCAGAACAAUGAUAACAACGGCAACCCUCUUCCUCCCGCUCCGACCACCCCUGCUAACCGCCAGCCGUUCAACCCUCCUCAGUGA